Lucilia cuprina (Australian sheep blowfly) is the source of this 705-nucleotide messenger RNA. RefSeq names its product glycine-rich protein DOT1-like. The coding region runs from base 60 to 476 and encodes 138 amino acids. The transcript has a single exon. The record is from RefSeq and is a predicted model, not a curated record. NCBI's taxonomy places the organism in Eukaryota, Metazoa, Arthropoda, Insecta, Diptera, Calliphoridae.
AGUUGUGUGAACAUAUCUAGACAGUUUAAACAAUUUGAAAGAAGAUCACUAGUAACAAAAUGAAAGUAUUCAUUGUAUUAGCCAUGCUCUUAGCAGCAGUCUGCGCUGUACCCCAAUUUGGUUUUGGUAGCCCCUAUGGUGGUGGCGGCUUUGGACGUCCCGGUUUCGGUGGUGGCUACGGUGGCGGUUUUGGCCGUCCUGGAUUUGGUGGCGGCUAUGGUCGUCCAGGAUUCGGUGGUGUUAAUCCCUACUAUGGUGGUGGUGGCGGUUUUGGCCGUCCCGGUUUCGGUGGUCCAGGCUUUGGUGGACCCGGAUUUGGAGGUCCUGGUCUCGGUGGUGUCGGUGGUGGCUCCUCAUCUGCCUCUGCUUCUUCCAGUGCUAGCGCUGCUGGUAAUGGUUUUGGUGGUGCUGGUUCUUCCUCAGCUUCAGCUUCUGCUUCCGCAUCAGCUGCUGGUGGCGGUGGUUUCCGCGGUUAGAAAACUCUCAAUAAUUUUUUGUGUAUACAAGAAAUUAUACAAAACUAUAAAUUUUUGUACCAUUUUUAGUUCUUUUUUGUUAUAGUUUCUUUUAAGUUAUUUUAUGUUUUAUUUUAAGUUUUUUUAAAAAAGAAAAGUCUGAAAAAUAUAAAAAAAUAUUUUAAAAAUAUCUUGAUUUACAUACUUAAAACAACACUUAAUUACUGAAUAAUUUCGUGUUGCAACAAUA